Messenger RNA from Pichia kudriavzevii, 2724 nucleotides. RefSeq lists its product as uncharacterized. The transcript has a single exon. Bases 1 to 2724 code for a protein of 907 amino acids. NCBI's taxonomy places the organism in Eukaryota, Fungi, Ascomycota, Pichiomycetes, Pichiales, Pichiaceae. The record is from RefSeq and is a predicted model, not a curated record.
AUGUCAAAUUACAACGUAUCGGGCGAUGCUCCUAGUGGGGAAAACUCACAAAGAAUGGAAUACUCAUCUUCCAUUCUUUUUGAGAAAACUCCAAUGGAGGCAAUGGAAGCUUUAAGUAUCCGUCAUAAACAAGCAAAGAAAAUCAACAAGGAAAUCUCCGAUUGGCUCACCAAUUAUGGGCGUUUAAGACUACACUACGUUGACGAACUGAAGAAAAUCCAUGAGAAGGGUUUAACAUUAUUUCCGGAUGAUGAUAAUGACUUAAAAUCUUUGGGCUUAUGUACUCCCUUAUGGUCCGACUUGCUGAAAAUCGUUGAAAAUGAAAUUAACCUAUUUGACCAAUCUACUAGAAAAAUGGGUAGGGAUAUGAUUGCUCCAUUGAGAUUGUUCACUAGAAACAAUGACUCGAAUCUAAUUGAAAUGGACCAGAUUUCAGAGAUUGCCUCGAAUUUAUCAAACAAUCCAUCCUUAGAAGAAGAUUGGCAGCGGAAAGCACCGUACUUUUUCGAAAUUUUUGAAAACUAUGAUUAUCAAAGACUUCUAUUGAUUAAGGAUAUUUUCUCCAAGUACCAAACAGACUUAUCCGAUGUAUUGGAGACAUUCAAAAAAGACAAUGAAAAGGGUCUAGAGCAUGUUUUGAACUUUAGCCCAGAUGAUGAAAUCAAGAGAUUCUCACAGAAAGUUAUCGAAACUGAUAUUCCUGUUAACCAGUCGUCAUCAAGGUCCAAAAAUGACUCCAGGACCUCACCAAAUGGAUUUACCACCUCCACGGCUCUUUCCAGUAUUUCACCUAAAAAAGCCAACAAGCAUCAUUCAACUCUCUUCAAUCAUAAAAAAACUGAAGACACACCAGCAGCACAACCUGAAGCUAAAACAUCCUUGUUUACGAAACGUUUAUCAUCAACAACUUCAAUGUUUUCACAUGAUACAGCCUCAUCCAAUAGCGAUAAGAAGAAGGAGAAGGAAAAACAUAGAGUCCGUUCUAAAUUCGGAUCUAUCUUUGGUAGGAAGAAGGGUAAAGAUAAAGAAGCCGGUUACAACCCCCCUUCUACUAUCCAUGAACCGGAUAGUGUUUCUAUCAGUACUGAAACUACAAACGCCAGUGUUCGUACCCCUAUUACUAGGGCAAGAAAUCAAUCGGUAAAUUCCGUUUUGAACAAUACACACUUUCAGCAGCGUCAUGAAUCGCCAUCCAAGCUCUCCAUUCAGCCACAGUCGAUAAAUCAGAAUCCUUCAAUUAAUAGGAACUCAAUGAUUAUUUCGAAUAACAACUAUAACGACUCUAAAGAGCUUCCUGCUAAACCGUACAGUCCUACUGAUUCUAUUCAAAAGAGCAACAAUGAUGAGCAGCAAACUCCAUCCCUCAAACAGCAACAACAACAACCUUCUUUGCACAAGGAGCCCUCUGUCAAUUCUCUCUAUGAACCAAUGUCUGCAACCAAAAAACUUGAUACAACGCCUGCCGGUGUGCGUGAAUCUAUCAGCGCACCAGCAUCAUCUGAAUCCACGACGUUUGACAAAUCAUAUGCAGCACCUACGUCUGCACCCAUCACAAAUUACUCAUCUCCAGUUGUUGCCAGGGGCUUGGGAAACAUCCAGGAGUCCGAACCCUUAUCUACUGGCCAAUUUGUUCCCCCACCUCCACCAACUUCAAGAAAACACUUGGUUUCCGAAAGUGCAAACUCUUCCAACACCAAUUUAUCUUCAUCGAGACAACCACAUGGAUCUGCGCCUAUUCCCCCAGUUCAACGCAAAAGUAUGGACUUGCAACAACCAUUGCAACCAGCAGCAACGGGUUCUCAACAAAAUGAUGCAACCAAUAAUGCAAUCGCUAGAAACACUACUGGCGGUGGAAGUUUAACUGGCGGGCAAAUAAUGCAUCCCUCUUUGACAACCUUGGGGUUGAACACCUCUAUUGUCGAAUUAUUCAAUGCCACAUACAAAGAUGGUACAUUAUCUAGAUCUAAUGCAAUCGGUGAAGUUGCUUUCUCAUUUAUAUCACAUAAUGAAAAUGGUGAAGUUGCUCUACCAUCUGAAAUUAGUCUACAGAUUGCCUCAAAAAAAGGAUUAGAAUUACCUAAUUUCAUGGUCAAUACAAUGUUCUUACAACAAUCGUCGACUCCGGGUUUUUUCACAAUUUCUGAUCCAGCACAAAUUCAAAUGAGAACCGUUGGUGGAUUAAAGUACAUGUUGAAUAGCCCAACACCACCGAUUGUUAUUACACCAAUUUGGAAGCAUGAGCCAACACAGUCUACAGUUAUCAUAUCCGUCAAGCCAACCGCUGAGUUAGAUUCGUUUUUGAAAGAUGGUUCGAUCACUUUGACCAACUUUAUGAUCUCUGUAUCAAUCAGUGGUGCUCUAGUCUCAACUGCAGCAACCAAACCACCAGGCUCAUUAAAUAAAGACAAAGGUCGCGUGACUUGGGUGUCACCAUCCACAAUAACAUUCAACUCUGCAAAGAAAGAGGAGAGAUUUGUAGCUAGGUUCAUUACUAAUCAAUUGGCUACAGAGAGUGAUACUGGUGUCCAAGUCAGGUUCAGUAUUUCAAAUGACGAUGGUGCUGGACGUAUCGACUUCUUAAAUACAGAUUUUGAGAUUAAAGCAAGAGGUGAGCAUGUCGGAGAGGACCCUUUCGGUGACGGUACUAAAAAAACAUCAGACGAAUGGGCUGAAGUUCCAACACUGAAAAGCUUGAUUGCAGGCACGUAUUCGGGACAUUCUUAG